AUGCUGAUGGAGCUGCGCAUCCUGGCCAUCGACCUCGACAUGGACGGCACGCAUGCGUCGUGGUCGCGCCACGAAGAUGCGCUAUUGUGCGCCGCGCUGCACCUCUUUCCCAGCGGCCCGUACGACGUCCUCGCCGACUGGGUGCCAACGCGCAGCCCUGGCGACAUUCGCGACCGCCUUCGCCACGCUGCUAGCCCUCGCGAGACGUGCUGCGACCUCGCGUGUCUGGUGCCUGCGUCUGCGUGUAGCAGCCUUGACAUGGAGAGUCCCCGAAGCCGCGCCGUGCAUGACUGUGAAGUGUUUGAGAUUUAG
Molecule: messenger RNA, 312 nt
Organism: Saprolegnia parasitica CBS 223.65
Lineage: Eukaryota; Oomycota; Saprolegniomycetes; Saprolegniales; Saprolegniaceae
Exons: 1
Coding region: 1-312 (103 amino acids)
Source: RefSeq, a predicted model, not a curated record